AUGACAUUGAAUGUCAACUUCAUUGUGCAAGUGAGUGUUUGGAUAUGCAUUAUUACGCAGAGUGACUUGACAAGAUCUGCUUAUAAAAGAUGGCAUCGUAUCAGUUUCUCACUCAAAUUUUCUUCAACGAAGAAGGAGAUGGCAGUGGAAAAGCAUGAGAAGCUGCAGAAGGGAAUCGCUGAGUUCUACGACGAGUCGUCUACCAUAUGGGAGAACAUUUGGGGCGACCACAUGCACCAUGGCUUCUACGAUCCGGAUUCUACCGUUUCGGUUUCGGAUCAUCGUGCUGCUCAGAUCCGAAUGAUCGAAGAGUCGCUCCGUUUCGCCUCGCUUUCUGAGGAGCGUACGAAAUGGCCGAAGAGAAUAGUUGAUGUUGGAUGUGGCAUAGGGGGCAGUUCCAGAUACUUGGCCGAGAAAUUUGGGGCAACCAGCGUUGGCAUCACUCUCAGUCCUGUUCAAGCUCAAAGAGCUAAUGCUCUUGCUGCUGCUCAAGGAUUGGCUCACAAGGUUUCUUUUCAGGUCGCUGACGCUCUGCAUCAACCAUUCCCUGAUGGACAGUUUGAUCUGGUGUGGUCCAUGGAGAGUGGAGAGCAUAUGCCUGACAAAACUAAGUUUGUCGGAGAGUUAGCUCGGGUAGCAGCACCAGGUGGCGCCAUAAUAAUAGUAACAUGGUGCCACAGGGAUCUUGGCCCUGACGAACAAUCCCUAAAACCAUGGGAGCAAGAUCUGUUGAAGAAGAUUUGUGAUGCAUUUUAUCUUCCAGCCUGGUGCUCAGCUGCUGAUUACAUCAAAUUGCUUAAAUCACUGUCACUUCAGGAUAUCAAGUCAGCAGAUUGGUCUCCCUUUGUUGCUCCAUUUUGGCCAGCAGUGAUACGUUCUGCGUUAACAUGGAAUGGCCUCACUUCACUUUUGCGCAGUGGAGUGAAAACCAUUAAAGGAGCUUUGGCUAUGCCAUUGAUGAUAAAAGGAUACAAGAAGGGUUUGAUUAAGUUCGUGAUCAUAACAUGUAGAAAGCCUGAAUAAAUAAGUUAAAUAUUAUAUUUAUUGUUUCGACAUUAUUUAUUUUAAUAGUUGAAAAAAAUAAAUAAGAGAAGCUAAUUGAGGGUGAAAGGAGUGAAAUGACAUCAAAAUUCGCAUUCAACUUCCACUGAGGUACCAAUAAUGGUGCAAAUAAAAUAAACACCAAUAAUUGUACUUCA
Vigna radiata var. radiata (mung bean) is the source of this 1199-nucleotide messenger RNA. Its product is annotated as tocopherol O-methyltransferase, chloroplastic. Gene Ontology annotation, biological process: methylation. The record is from RefSeq and is a predicted model, not a curated record. NCBI's taxonomy places the organism in Eukaryota, Viridiplantae, Streptophyta, Magnoliopsida, Fabales, Fabaceae. The coding region runs from base 1 to 1023 and encodes 340 amino acids. The transcript has 7 exons. Gene Ontology annotation, molecular function: S-adenosylmethionine-dependent methyltransferase activity.